AUGAGUAGGGUCGCCUCUGGAUUGGGAGCAAGCGUGCCUCUGGGAUUGUGUUUCCUUUAUGGAGGGAAGAAGUUCGACCUCAGUUGGGAUGCUCGCCGUUGUUACGUCAACAAGGAGGCGAGGCGGAGGCGGAGAGGGCGAGGCGGUGGGAGUAACGCUCCUAGGAUCGUCGCUGCUCGUGCCAGCCUCUCCAGUUUCUUCUCGACCCAAUUUAGAUUCGACUCUCAGGUCCUUUUUUAGAUCAUACAGUCCCUUUCCACACUGUUCUAUCUCGUCGGCUUGUUCGUCAGUUGGAUAGCGCUUGGAUCCAAAGUAAUUCCUUUGUUAAUUAAAUGCUUCAAUUAGCAUUGCACUGAUCACGAGAGAAAACAAUAUGAACAUUUCUUCAUUUUUCACAUAGAUAUCACUCAAGUUGGUUGUUUAUCAAGUGGCAUUCUUCAUAUUCCAAAGGCAACUCGUUUUAGUUAUCUUGCUGAUCACACAGUUUUUCAUUUUCCUCUUUUACUGCAUUUAGUACUAUCCCUGCUCUAAACUUAACAUACUCCCAAGCGAUAAGCUAUCGCAUGGAGCUCUGAUUCAGGAUGCUGCUUCGUCUAGUUAUUUGAAGAUUUGAAAAUUGGAACAAUUACAGUACACAUCCAUCAAGAAUGAUAACACAAUCAAUUUAUUAUCAUAAAAUGUGUUUCGUAAAUUAAAGUUUGUCUUUCCCAGGAAAUUUUACUUGUAAAUAAUGGAAUAGCUAUUCGAAAUUGACACUCGAUAUCUGGUUGGAGUUGUAGACUUUUCAGACACAAGAUUUGUCUCAACAGCUAAGGAUUGGCCCUAUUCCUGGCGAUAUUGCUGAAGUUGAGGCGUACUGUAGAAUUUUCAGAGCUUCAGAGCAGCUUCACGGCGCUAUAAUGGAGAGUUUAUGCAAUCCAGAGACAGGAGAAUGUAAAAUAUCGUAUAACAUACCCUCUGAAGAGCUGCCAUCGGUGGAGGAGAAAAUAGUUGCAGUGCUUGGUUGUAUGGUUGUUCUACUAAACCGAGUUCGAGAAGAAGUGUUGUCUGGGAGAUCGUCUCUUAGUAGUUCUUUCCGCGUGAAAGAUGUCAAUACCUUAGAUGGUAGAGUUCCACCACUUGCUGUAUUCAGGGGUGAGAUGAAAAGGUUCUGCGAGAGUUUGCAUCUUGCUCUUGCAAAUUACUUUACGCCAUUUGACGACCGAAGUUCCAAUAUCUGGAGAAAAUUGCAGAGGUUAAAGAAUGUGUGUUAUGAUGCUGGCUUUUCACGCAUUGAAAGUUACCCUUGUCAAACAAUGUUUGCAAACUGGAACCCUGUUUAUCUCUCAACAGCAAUAGAAGGCACGACAUCAGAAAAUCGUGAAGUGGCGUUUUGGAAAGGUGGCCAGGUGACAGAUGAAGCUUUACGCUGGCUUAUGGAAAAUGGUUUUAAAACUAUUGUUGAUCUCAGGGUUGAAUAUGUGAACGAUAAAUACUAUCAGCUUGCCAUUGACAGUGCUAUAUCUUGUGGAAAAAUACAUGUUGUACACAUGCCAGUUGAAGUUGGAACUGCUCCUUCAAUGGAACAGAUUGAGCAGUUUGCAUCUCUGGUCUCGGACUCCACCAAGCGACCUCUCUAUCUCCAUAGUCAAGAGGGAAUUGGCAGAACUUCUGCAAUGGUUUCAAGAUGGCGGCAAUAUACUACACGCUCUGGCUCACAGUUGACAAAUGGCAAUAGUCCACCAGGUGAUAAAAAUAAUCAAUUGCCCGAGGAUUUAGACAAUCCUCGUAAGUUUCAUGGAAUGAAUGGAAAAGGAGGCAACGGGGCUAUUCUUCAGGAUCAUCAAAAUGAAGGAAAGGUCCAUAGGAACAGUGUCAGUGUGGAUGAGGCAGAUCCUCAGUUUUCUUUUUCUAUGGAUAUUGAUCCACUUAAAUGUCAGGUUCCUAACUUUGAUGUUUUUUCUCGGAAAGCAAUGAUGCAGUUCCUCAAGGAUCGAAAGGUCUCUCCCCGCUCAUAUAUUAAUAAGCAAAUAAAAAGAUUCGAUGUUUCAGCACAGUCAGGUUAUCAACAGACAGUUUCAAAUCAGGUGAGUGAAACUCCUUCAGAGAUUCAGCCACCAUCCUCAUUGGAGAUCGAAAAUUCAAAUGGAAAACUCCCAGAAAAAGAUUUCCGUCCUAGGAUGAAUGGUGAAAAUGAUGCUGUUGGUGACAAAUCCUUUAGAAAUGAAAAUACUGUUUCGUCUGGUUCAAAUGUGAACGGUUUUCGUGUAGGAGAAAGUCGUAUCAUCACAGAGCCCAAAAAUACCAUUAAGAACGAAAACUUGAACAAGCAAGUGUCAUCUACUGCUAUCGGAGAAAAAAGAGGGGAUUAUGGUCGUCCUGAGGGUGGUUCAGAGGUUGUUGAUGGGAAUAUGUGUGCAUCUGCAACGGGUGUUGUAAGAAUUCAAUCAAGGAGGAAAGCUGAAAUGUUUUUAGUUCGGACAGAUGGAUUUUCUUGCACCAGAGAGAAGGUACAGGAGACUUCCUUGGCUUUCACGCACCCCAGCACCCAGCAGCAGAUGCUCAUGUGGAAAUCAACACCAAAGACAGUAUUAUUAUUGAAAAAGUAUGGUAAGGAACUCAUGGAAGAAGCCAAACAGGUAUAUAUACAUACUCUGUCCUCUCAUCAAUGGAAUUCCCUGGCAUUCAUCCAGAUUUUUCGUUAUGCAUAUCUUUAACUAAUGUGAAUAUCAGCUCCAGCUUGAAAAAAACCUAGACGAGAUUUGGGUUUUGGAGCUAAUUUUUUGGUUUCAAGAUUUACAGUCAAUUUAUACGACAAUGAUCUGAUGUGCUGAACUUAUUAUCUAGGUGGCAUCGUUCUUGUAUCAUCAAGGGAGGAUGAAUGUCGUGGUAGAGCCGGAUGUCCAUGAUGCUUUUGCGAGGAUACCGGGUUUUGGAUUUAUACAAACUUUCUAUAGUCAAGAUACCAGGUACUAAUUAGUCUUCGGUCUUAAAGAUUACUGUCGAAUAAUGUUGAAGAUAUGCAUCUUGGAGGCUCACUCUCAAUUUCCUUUUACACAAUACAGUGACCUCCAUGAGAGAGUUGACUUUGUUACCUGUUUGGGGGGAGAUGGCGUUAUCUUGCAUGCAUCUAACUUGUUCAGAGGCGCAGUUCCACCCGUGGUCUCUUUUAACCUCGGAUCCCUUGGAUUUCUCACAUCUCAUGCUGUAUGCUUCUUAUCUCCACCUUUUUUAUGUCUUUUUGUAUUUUAUUCACUUCCCCGCAGUGUUGACUUUCUUAAUUUGUCCUGUAGUUCGACGACUUCAGAGAAGAUCUGAGUGCAGUUAUCCAUGGAAAUAAUACCCUGGACGGAGUUUAUAUAACGCUUCGAAUGCGUCUAAGGUGUGAAAUCUUUCGAAAUGGAAAAGCAGUUCCCGGAAAAAUAUUUGAUGUUCUAAACGAAAUCGUCGUGGAUCGUGGUUCCAAUCCAUACCUCUCCAAGAUCGAAUGCUACGAACAUAACCGUCUCAUUACCAAAGUAAGAUGAAUGCCCACCUGCUUUUUGGCUGUGUACUAUUUUCCGUAUUUUCUUCAUGAUCAGAUUCUGCUUUGUGUUCUUCAUGCUUCUGGCCGGUCGAUUCCUCUGGAUGCUAUCCUAAUCUUGUCUCUCUAUCAUUUCAGACACUUUUUACUCUAAGCCAUAAAAAAAUAAAAUACACGAGCUAUUAAAACCUUGAAUUUUCCCGUUUAUGCUUGAGAACCACUUUUCUCAACCGACUAAAUUUCUCCGAUCUCAGGUACAAGGUGACGGCGUUAUUAUAGCUACACCUACAGGAAGCACCGCCUACUCCACAUCUGCUGGGGGCUCCAUGGUACACAAGUCAAUUUUCCAUUAAUGUCGAUGCAUUCCUGGAGAAAUUCUCUUGGAUCUGAAAUGCUCUCCUGGAAUCAUAAAGCCCAUCUACCUUUUUCUAUUUUAGUUGAUUUUUGCAUCAGAAAUGUUCUCCUGUGAUCAUACAGCCCAUCUACCUUUUCUAUUUUAGCUGAUUUUUGCAUCAAAAAUGUGUGAGAAUAUUCUGGAGAACUCACCUCCAAGGUAGCUCGUAGCAUGAAGGCCGAGGUAGAAAAAUAAAACAUUACUGAGAAAAAUGUAGCUCAGAAGCGAACGCAUGUAGUUGAUUAAGUAGGAAAGAAACAUCUGAAGUGAUCCGUGUUUACAGGAUAAUUGCCCGAUAUGGUAUUGAUAUUUUUAUAUUAAAAUAUCUCUAUUCAUUUAUGAUGAAUUCGUUGUAAAUUAUGUAGGUUCACCCGAAUGUUCCCUGCAUAUUAUUCACUCCGAUCUGCCCACACUCCUUGUCAUUCAGACCCGUGAUUCUUCCUGAUUCGGCCCAGCUUGAGCUAAAGGUUAGGCGCUUUCCCCCUCUCUCUCUCUCUCUCUCUCUCUCGCUCUCUCUCUGGGUAUAUACUUGCUGUUGUAUCGUCACCAAUAAUCACGCUUUUGAUGUGCGAGAUGGAACAGAUUCCGGCGGACGCGCGGAGCAACGCGUGGGUGUCAUUUGACGGGAAGAGGAGGCAACAGCUCUCCAGAGGGGACUCCGUCCGCAUAUGCAUGAGCCAGCACCCGCUCCCAACGGUCAACAAGUCCGACCAGACCGGCGACUGGUUCCACAGCCUCAUCCGCUGCCUCAAUUGGAACGAGCGUAUGGACCAGAAGGCCCUCUGA
Spirodela intermedia is the source of this 4682-nucleotide messenger RNA. NCBI's taxonomy places the organism in Eukaryota, Viridiplantae, Streptophyta, Magnoliopsida, Alismatales, Araceae. The record is from the annotation of a GenBank genome assembly.